Molecule: messenger RNA, 768 nt
Organism: Paramecium sonneborni
Lineage: Eukaryota; Ciliophora; Oligohymenophorea; Peniculida; Parameciidae
Source: the annotation of a GenBank genome assembly
AUGUCAAUUCCAGAAACAAUACUUUUUUUCCUGCUUUCUUUUAUAAUGAAGCCAUUUUCAUAAUUAUCAAAUCUAGCAUAUUAUUAUUUCCUAAAGAUAAUAGGAUUUUAUAGAGAAAUAUCUGGAACCUAACAUUAAUUAUCACUUAUUUUGGGAAUAAAUUAUUCUAAUUCAUUAUUUUAGAAGUUAUUGGAUUCAAGAACUACUAUCAAAUAACAUCAAUUUUAAUCUCAUAGAUUAAGGAAUUAAUAAUCAAAAAAUAAUUUUUAUGUAGUUUCAUGCCCUUUCUUAACUAUGACAGAAUCUAUUGAUGAGAGAGAAAAAUGUAUUAAAUUGUAUUAAUAAUUUUUUAAAAGAGAAGAGCUUCUUAAAAGCCAAAUUAAAUGUUUAUUAGUGGCUAUUGAUUAUGAAAGGAAUGAUUUAAUGAAAAAUAAUUUAUUUGCUCUUGUUAAAUGGUUUUAGAAAAAUAAAGAUUUGAUAGUAAUCUUAGUAACUUCAUUUGAAAAAGCAGAAGAUAAAACAUAGAGUAGGUAAGAACUAUUAAAUGUUUUCUCUGUAUUAAUAAAAGAUGAUGAAAACAGAUUAAUUUUAGUAAGCUCAGAUGACGAUUCAAAUGAAUUAAAUUCAUAAUUCCUCAAAGUAGCCAAACAUAUAAACAAAAAUGAAGAGUUUACCCCAAAAGACACAAUAUUUGAGAUUAUUGAAGAUGAUGAAUUAAAUAAAUUGUCGAAAGAAUUUGAAUUAAAAAUAUUAAGUUCAAACAGAUGA